CAUCAGAAGAAGUGGAAUAUUCAUCCUGAUGGAUAGAUAGAAAGAUCACACACAGAGAUCCAUGAUGAGUUUAUAUAAUGGAUAAUUCCCAUGAAACACCCUCCAUUAAGGAGCUGGAAAAAAUACUGUUUGGAGGGAAGAAAAGUGGAAAUCAUGUGGAUGAAGUUUGGCCCAACUUGUUCUUGGGUGACAUGUCUGCAGCCAAUGAUCGGUUCAUUCUGUGGAAGCUGGGCAUCACUCACGUCUUAAACGCAGCCCAUGGAAAGAUGCAUUGCCAGGGCAGCCAUGAGUUUUACGGAUCAGCAGUCGAGUACUAUGGAGUCCCAGCAGACGAUUCACCAUCAUUCAACUUGUCUGUUUAUUUCCACCCUUGUGCUAAUUAUAUUCAGAAUGUUCUCAACUAUUCAGGGGCACGGAUUUUGGUUCAUUGUGCUGUGGGAGUGAGUCGCUCCGCUUCUCUGGUUCUGGCAUAUCUCAUGAUCCAUCAGCACUUAUCACUACUGGACGCUAUUAAAACUAUCAAACAACAUCGAUGGAUUUUCCCAAAUCGAGGUUUUCUCAAACAACUACGGGCCCUUGAUGGGACUCUGCGCUGUGUAAAGUGAUUUUAGGAU
Messenger RNA from Paramisgurnus dabryanus, 614 nucleotides. Its product is annotated as dual specificity protein phosphatase 13A-like. The record is from RefSeq and is a predicted model, not a curated record. Gene Ontology annotation, cellular component: cytoplasm. Gene Ontology annotation, molecular function: MAP kinase phosphatase activity; protein tyrosine/serine/threonine phosphatase activity. Lineage: Eukaryota; Metazoa; Chordata; Actinopteri; Cypriniformes; Cobitidae. Gene Ontology annotation, biological process: negative regulation of MAPK cascade; protein dephosphorylation.